Molecule: messenger RNA, 3475 nt
Organism: Canis lupus familiaris (dog)
Lineage: Eukaryota; Metazoa; Chordata; Mammalia; Carnivora; Canidae
Gene: IKBKB
Product: inhibitor of nuclear factor kappa B kinase subunit beta
Exons: 23
Coding region: 505-2607 (700 amino acids)
Biological process (GO): positive regulation of transcription by RNA polymerase II; tumor necrosis factor-mediated signaling pathway; peptidyl-serine phosphorylation
Cellular component (GO): IkappaB kinase complex; cytoplasm
Molecular function (GO): IkappaB kinase activity; ATP binding
Source: RefSeq, a predicted model, not a curated record
CCCGUGACGUCAGAGCAGGAAGUGUUUGAGGAAGUGGCGCUGCGCUGGCCCGUUUGAGAUUCCCGCAUUUUAAUGUCUUCGGGGAGGCGCCAGAGCCCCCGGUUUGGCCGCCCUAGCCCCCGCCUCCCCGGUCCUGGGGAGCGGCUGCCCCGCCCCGCGCCCCUGCCGACAGAGUUAGCGCGGCAGCAGCAUGAGCUGGUCACCUUCUCUGCCAACCCAAACAUGUGGGGCCUGGGAGAUGAAAGAACGACUUGGGACAGGGGGAUUUGGAAACGUGAUCCGCUGGCACAAUCAGGAAACAGGUGAGCAGAUUGCUAUCAAGCAGUGCCGGCAGGAGCUCAGCCCCCGGAAUCGAGAGCGGUGGUGCCUGGAGAUUCAGAUCAUGAGAAGAAGCAGUUUCGAAGUACAGUGAGGACUUGAUAUGGGGCACUCUAAAGAAACUUAAGUUGCACAUGAUGCACUCACAGUCCUUGAGCUCGUGGUGCUGAAAGUAGAGCUGGGUGGAUGCUAACUGACCGGGCACCGAGGCUGAACCACCCCAAUGUGGUGGCUGCCCGGGAUGUCCCUGAGGGGAUGCAGAACUUGGCUCCCAAUGACCUGCCCCUGCUGGCCAUGGAGUACUGCCAAGGAGGAGAUCUCCGAAAGUACCUGAACCAGUUUGAGAACUGCUGUGGCCUGCGGGAAGGAGCCAUCCUCACCCUGCUGAGUGACAUUGCCUCUGCACUUAGAUACCUUCAUGAAAACAGAAUCAUACAUCGGGAUCUAAAGCCAGAAAACAUCGUCCUUCAGCAAGGAGAGCAAAGAUUAAUACACAAAAUUAUUGACCUAGGAUAUGCCAAGGAACUGGAUCAGGGCAGUCUUUGUACUUCUUUUGUGGGGACCCUGCAAUACCUGGCCCCGGAACUCCUGGAGCAGCAGAAGUACACAGUGACCGUGGAUUACUGGAGCUUUGGCACCUUGGCUUUUGAGUGCAUCACGGGCUUCCGACCUUUUCUCCCUAACUGGCAGCCCGUGCAGUGGCAUUCCAAAGUCCGGCAGAAGAGUGAGAUGGACAUUGUCGUCAGUGAGGACUUGAAUGGAGCGGUGAAGUUUUCAAGCUCCUUACCCUAUCCCAAUAAUCUGAACAGCAUCCUGGCACAGCGACUGGAGAAGUGGCUGCAGCUCAUGUUGAUGUGGCACCCACGGCAAAGGGGCACCGACCCUGUGUACGGGCCCAAUGGUUGCUUCAAGGCCCUGGAUGACAUCUUAAACCUAAAGCUGGUUCAUAUCUUGAACAUGGUCACAGGCAUCAUUCACACCUAUCCAGUGACUGAGGACGAGAGCCUGCAGAACUUGAAGGCCCGAAUCCAGCAUGACACAGGAAUCCCCGAGAAGGACCAGGAGCUGCUGCAGGAAGCUGGGCUGGCACUGAUCCCUGACAAGCCCGCCGCUCAGUGCAUUUCAGACGGCAAGCUGAAUGAGGGCCGCACACUGGAUAUGGACCUUGUCUUUCUCUUUGACAACAGUAAAAUCGCCUAUGAGACUCAGAUCUCCCCACGGCCCCAACCUGAAAGUGUCAGCUGUAUUCUUCAAGAGCCCAAGAGGAACCUGUCUUUCUUCCAACUGAGGAAAGUGUGGGGCCAGGUCUGGCACAGCAUCCAGACCCUGAAGGAAGACUGUAACCGGCUGCAGCAGGGACAGCGAGCUGCCAUGAUGAAUCUCCUUCGGAAUAAUAGCUGCCUCUCCAAGAUGAAGAAUUCUAUGGCUUCCAUGUCUCAGCAGCUCAAAGCCAAAUUGGAUUUCUUUAAAACCAGCAUCCAGAUUGACCUGGAGAAGUACAGUGAGCAAACUGAGUUUGGAAUCACAUCAGAUAAACUUCUGCUGGCCUGGAGGGAAAUGGAACAGGCCGUGGAGCUCUGUGGGCGGCUUUUUCAUCAGGAGAAUGAAGUGAAGCACCUGGUGGAACGCAUGAUGGCACUGCAGACGGACAUCGUGGACCUGCAGAGGAGCCCGAUGGGGCGGAAGCAGGGGGGGACGCUGGAUGACCUAGAAGAGCAGGCGAGGGAGCUUUAUAGGAGGCUUAGGGAAAAGCCCAGAGACCAGCGAACUGAUGGCGACAGUCAGGAGAUGGUCCGGCUGCUCCUGCAGGCCAUCCAAGGUUUUGAGAAGAAAGUGCGAGUGAUUUAUACGCAGCUCAGUAAAACUGUGGUUUGUAAGCAGAAGGCUCUGGAACUGUUGCCCAAGGUGGAAGAAGUGGUGAGUUUAAUGAACGAAGAUGAGAAGACUGUUGUCCGGCUUCAGGAGAAGCGGCAGAAGGAGCUCUGGAACCUCCUGAAGAUCGCUUGUAGCAAAGUCCGUGGUCCUGUCAGCGGCAGCCCAGACAGCAUGAAUGCCUCUCGCCUUAGUCACUCUGGUCAGCUGCUGGCUCAGCCUUCACCAGCCCCCAGCAGCUUGCCCGAGGCCAUCAAGAAAAGUGAAGAACUGGUGGCUGAAGCACAUACUCUCUGCACCCAGCUAGAAAAUGCAAUGCAAGACACCAUCAAAGAACAGGACCAGAGUUUGAGGUCUCUAGACUGGAGCUGGUUACAGACGGAAGAAGAGCAGAAUAGCCUGGAACAGGCCUCCUGACUGUGUGGGUGGCCUUGACCUGAGGCCUGAUGGGGCUGCCUGGCCUGAGGCCCUCCCGCGGUGGCCCCUGCUAUAACAGUGUCCCAGGAGUCUUCAGCACCUGGACAAAGAUCUUCUCACUUCCCCAGGAGUUGUGACAUUUACAACAGGCCAGGGGUGUGGCCCUCUGUGGGCACUACCAGCAACUUGUCUGCACACUGGAAGUCCUCCAUCACAGAGGCUCAGCAAACACUGAUGCCAGGCGUGAGCAUUUGGGGAGACCAAGCCACUUCCUCUGCUCCAAAAAAAUGCUCAAAGUACUUGCCCCACAGACCACUGGACAACUGUCUCACGUGACUCUUUCAGGACAAAGUAUGCAAGACACUCGAUGUCAGUCUGUCCUCUCCUGACCCCUCCUGAUCGUCAGAGGCCCUGAUCCACCUGUCCUCACAACUAGCGUUUCACCUGGACUCGGAAGCAGACAGACUUUUAGAUCAUAGACUCGGCCUGGCCCCAUCCUUUCUCUUCAUCUUUUCAUUUCACUGCUGCUAAAAUUUCCCUUUUCCUGACUACGUUGGUGGUUGUGCACCUUCAGCAAGGUUAUAGGUGAAUACCAGCUCUCCUCAUCCAUGGUCCUUUCAGCCACAGAGUGACUCGCUAGAGCCAGGGCAGGAGAGCAGCUUCCUUCCUUCGGGUUCCAGAUUCCACCAAGGAGUGUGUCAUUGUGGGGAAGAAAAAGAAAAGGGUAUCUGUCGGCCCCAUGUCUGCUGAUCACUGUACCCACACCUGUCCUUGCUCAGACACAUCUGUGUGGGGUGGUGGUGGGACAGGGGAGUUCCUGCUUCUUGUAUCAGCUAGCAGUAUUAUUAAAUCGAUUUAUUUAAAAAAA